AUGUUGAUCUCGCACCAGCUUGCCCCGUCUGGCCGCAUCUACUCCCCCUGUCCCUCCCUCGGCAUGUCAGCACCCCCUUACCAUGGCUCCCACCGUUCGACCCCAAGCCAUCCCCUCCCCAUGCCACCUCAAUCAGAACACGGUACCCCCAGUGCUUCCCUCCCGGUCCCCAAUCACGCCACCGCCAUGUGCUCGCUGCCCCGCCCGGAUGCCAUCCUGUCCCCUGCCCCUCCCCCGCCCCUUGUGUCCUCAACCGACCUCCCACUUCAAAUACCCCCCAUGGGGCAUCACCUUUCCCCGCACUCUGAAACACCCCCCCUUGUCCUCCCGCUCCACAUCCACACACCAGGGCCAGCGGCCAAGAACCGCAACCUCGACCCUGCUGACCCCGACUAA
Messenger RNA from Penaeus monodon (black tiger shrimp), 396 nucleotides. RefSeq names its product proline-rich receptor-like protein kinase PERK10. Bases 1 to 396 code for a protein of 131 amino acids. The record is from RefSeq and is a predicted model, not a curated record. Lineage: Eukaryota; Metazoa; Arthropoda; Malacostraca; Decapoda; Penaeidae. The transcript is spliced from 2 exons.